UCUAUAGUACAAAGUUAUGUUUGAUAUCAUCAGUUUUAUCUCAUGCAGAAAUGUGUUUUGAAAUGACAAUGAAAGGUAAGUGUCCCACUGGUAAUCUAACUGAUCAUUUACUAUUGCAGGAAAUGCUGGCAGAACUUUCCUCUGUAGAUGACAGUUUCAGCAAGAAGGAAGCGAAGCUGCUCAGAAUGAUGGAGUCUAUAGAGAGGAUUACAGCCAAUGUGGAGGCUAUUAGUGAAGAGGAACAGAAGAGAAGAGACGCUGAGGUAAGUUGGUUACUGUUUGUGCCGGCGAUGGUCGUGCCUGACAGUUGGCUCUUCUUCAUAUUGUUGACCUUGGGAAGUGAGGUUCCAACUGCUCUAGUAACUGUGUAUCUUCUAUUGCAGCGUCUCCUGUCUCGUACCACUUCUUCAGAGGGACAAAUAGAAAGCUUUCUGAACAGCAUGAAAGUUGACAAGACUAAAAUCUCCUCAUACAUGUUCUACCUAUUGCUAUUACUGCUGGGUGCUUUGAGCUUCUCCCUGUAUCUGAAUAGAAAGUUGGGAAAGAAGCUGAACAAGGAUGUUCCCCAUGCCAGAGAAGAGAAGCAAAGUGUAGGAAUUCAGACUUACUUCCAAAAGGUCCGUGCACCCCCAGUGGUCCAGGAUCUUUUGAUGGAGGUAAGUGAGGAUGAAUAUGCUUCAGAGGAUAUUUCUGAUGGUUCUUUCUCCAUACCAGAAGCCAAGAAAACCAAAAAGAAAAGGUUUGGCUUCAAUGUGCGCAAAUGUUUCUGCCACUGUAUAAAAUGGAGAAACAAGAAGAGAAGCAAAACUAUUGAUUCUGAGAAAGAGAAUGAGACGUCAGAUGAAGGUGAAGAUCUUUUAGCCACGAGGCCCAAAAAGAAACGUUUUGGGCUUAAUGUGCGAAAAAGUUUCUUCCGUUGCUUAAAACGAAGAAACAAGAAGAAAAAGAAAAGUCUAACCUUGCCUGACCUUGAGACAUCUGAGGAGAGUGAGGGAAACCUGGAUGAGAGUUUGGAUGUAACUGAGGAAAGUUAUGAAGAAACAUCCAGUGUAAGCACUGAAAUAACCGACGAUACAUCGUAUGAAACAGUAGAAAGUGAGCCCAUAAAUAUAACGGCAGGGAGAAAGAAGAAGCGAGGCUUUAACAUUCUUCUUUGCUGUAAGGAAUGUAAAACCUUGGGCUCUGAAACCAGAGAAACCACCAAGGGGAAAAAGAAACGCCUCGGGCUUAAACUUAGGAAAUGUUUCUACUGCUAUAAACUAGCAAGGAACAAGGGAAGUCAUAGAAAUAAGAAACGGUUAUGGCAAUGGCGCCAACCGUCAGAUGGAGAAGAGGAAAGUCUCUAUGAGACGCCUGAUGAGGUCUCCAUUGCAAGCAAUGACACAACAGAUGGGACUUCCUAUGAGACUAUAGAGAGUGAUGAGUCCGUGUAUGUACUAGCCAGGGAAAAGAAGCACAGAGGCUUUAGAAUUCUUUACUGGAAGGAAAAACAUAAAGAGGAAAAAGCUAAGAGGGACAAAAAGAAACCAUUAGGAUUUAAAGUUGGCAAAUACUUCCACCGCCGGUCUUAAAAAACUCAACGAUAGAGGAAAAAGAAGAGAAAAUGAAGACAUAAAGUAAAAAGAACUCAGUCAGAGGUGUCAGAAUGAUCCCCAGGGGGGAGGGAAGGGACCACCAGUGACAGGAGGCAGGAGGACAUGGAAGGAAGGAUGGAGUCACUGGUGGGAGGAGUCAUCCCUGUUAGAGGGAGUGGGAUGACCCCUGGGGUCAUUCAGAGGUGGAAAAGAACUACUAGUGACACUCACUCACACACGUUACCCUACUGCACUCAGGUCGCCUCUGGGUGCCGGCCAACAAGGUUCCUUGAAUCACAGUAUAGAAGAGAAAUGCAGCAACUUCCGGAUCUAAUCCCAUAAAAGUAUUAUUUAUUGGUA
This is a messenger RNA of Xenopus tropicalis (tropical clawed frog), 1934 nucleotides long. RefSeq lists its product as uncharacterized. The coding region runs from base 51 to 1571 and encodes 506 amino acids. NCBI's taxonomy places the organism in Eukaryota, Metazoa, Chordata, Amphibia, Anura, Pipidae. The record is from RefSeq and is a predicted model, not a curated record. The transcript is spliced from 2 exons.